CGUGUCUGUGUCCCCAUGUCUGUGUCCGUGUGUCCGUGUGUCCGUGCUCGGCCGCUCUCUCCGUUCCCGUUCCCGGGCAGGGCCGACACAGCGCCCCCCAGCGGCCGCAGCCCCCGACCGCCGCCUGCGGGGGCACGGCCAUGGCCCGGCCCCGCCCCAGGUCCCGCGCCGCGGCCCCGCUCUCGUCCCUCCGCCAGGAUGUCGGCCAAUGUCCCUGGAAGCUCAAACAUGGCUGCUGGCAGCAACCGCCGGCUUCAGCAAACUCAGCACCAAGUAGAUGAGGUUGUUGACAUCAUGAGGGUGAACGUGGACAAGGUCCUGGAGCGGGAUCAGAAGCUGUCAGAGCUGGAUGACCGAGCUGAUGCCCUGCAAGCAGGGGCUUCCCAGUUCGAGACCAGCGCGGCCAAGCUGAAGAGGAAGUACUGGUGGAAGAACUGCAAGCUGUUGCCAAAGGUUGGAAUCAUCUUUGAUGUGGGCAAUAUUGAUAGGUGUUGUUGUCAUUAUCAUCAUCAUCAUUAUUGUCUGGAGAGCAUAUUCAUGAAUUACAAGAAGAAACUCAAUUCAACUGAAGGUGCCUUUGAGAAUCUUCUUCAGCCUCUCCACUUCAAACCUGCUGCCUUCUCAGCCCGUUUACUGCUGUUUAAAGCAAACCUAUUUUGAUUAUCGAGACGUUAACUAACUUUACUGGUCGCCUUAAGACACUCCUGUCAUUAAUUACUAAC
Pyrgilauda ruficollis (rufous-necked snowfinch) is the source of this 722-nucleotide messenger RNA. It is a transcript of the gene VAMP3, whose product is annotated as vesicle associated membrane protein 3. Lineage: Eukaryota; Metazoa; Chordata; Aves; Passeriformes; Passeridae. Gene Ontology annotation, molecular function: SNAP receptor activity; syntaxin-1 binding. Gene Ontology annotation, cellular component: SNARE complex; plasma membrane. The record is from RefSeq and is a predicted model, not a curated record. The coding region runs from base 16 to 660 and encodes 214 amino acids. Gene Ontology annotation, biological process: SNARE complex assembly; vesicle-mediated transport; vesicle fusion. The transcript has 6 exons.